Phycodurus eques (leafy seadragon) is the source of this 2314-nucleotide messenger RNA. RefSeq names its product G protein-regulated inducer of neurite outgrowth 1. The record is from RefSeq and is a predicted model, not a curated record. Bases 388 to 2091 code for a protein of 567 amino acids. The transcript has 2 exons. Lineage: Eukaryota; Metazoa; Chordata; Actinopteri; Syngnathiformes; Syngnathidae.
GAGUACAAGAAACAGUGUGCAUGGAAAUCCUGCCAGCUGACCUGAUUUUAAAUCUUUAGCCACUCACGCACACACACAGUGUGCAGAGAUUGACCAUCGGCUAAUGGGAUGACAGGUGGCGAGUUAAUCCUCGGGGGCCAAGAAGCGGCACACCCACGGCACCCGCUCGCUCGCGCACUCUCUCCUCUCCCAUGAUUCAUCAGCGCCAUAUUGACGCUACAGGUUGUUUCAGAGAAAACGCACACAAACAUACUCACUCAUUGGUGUGUGAUCACCCAAAAGAAGUAAGUGAUGUGUUUGAACGACUGAAAAGAUGUUGGGAGGAAGACGGGACACUAUUUAGCGGUGAAGAAGAGAACACCGAGGGCUAUCUUUAAGGUUAUUGGCAUGGCGAUGAGGCCUGUACGACCGGCUUCCGAGAUCUACCCGUCAGUGUGCUGUUCCGUCAGUCCGUCCGUGUCCUACUCCAGCUUGACAGUGAUGGAGGGACCCGAGGACGACGGCGAACCCCACACACCCAUCUUCUCCAUCUCCAAGAGCUCCAUGGACGUCUUCAAGCGCGACCCGGUGUGGACCGCCGUGGAUCUACGCCGCAGCUCCAGCGCCAACGUCGAACAGGGCCCUCUGCAGCAGCUGCACGGGUGGCGGCGCGUGGGCAGCCUGCAGUCACCUGACCCCCACAACUCGCCCGCCCUCAGCGAGCGCUGGGUGGCCAACAUGAGGCGCUGGAGCCGGUGCAGCGGCGGGAGCGGCGCGCACAGCCGCAGCAGCACGCCCGACACGGUGGUGUGGGGUGGAGGGACGUCGCGGCCCUGCAGCCUGGCGCGGGACGCGACCUGCUGCGCCGCGCCUGCCUCCCCGAGCACCCACGCCUCCUCGCCAUUCAUCUCCCCGCUGCUGACGCCCACUAUGCCAUCUGUGGAUCUCUGCACCUCGUCCCCGGCGUCCCCUCUGGCGUCCCCCACCGUGCUGUUCCCCGAGCAGGGAGACUCCGAAGGGUCCCCUCUGACGUCCACCACCCCACCGCUGAAGCCCUUUUUCCGGGUGACUAGCACAGAGAAUGACGCCUACCCGGGUAACCGCUUGCUUUAUUUCCAGUAUCCCUCCCCGAUGGCGUCCUCCGUGUGCUCAGAGGAAGGUGCGUUGCUGUCCCCCGGAGGCCUAACUGAAGAGGAGACGGCGCCGAUGUCCGAUCCGCGAGCGCGAGUGACAAGUUCAGCGGAUGAGGAGCAAGAACCGGACGAAGGCGCGUCGGUGUGCCACCUCCAGUUGCCGUGGCAACCGCAGCCGAGGAGGCCGCCGCUGGUCUCCUCCCUAAGCGACUCGCUUCUGGGUGAGGGGUGCAGAUGGUCCAGAGGAGGCCUUCAAAGGGAGCCCUUCUUCGAGGAGAAGGCUCGUCGGGAAGUGGUUGACGCUGCCGUGCAGACGCUCUUCUCCCCCGCGGGCUCCUGGUUGGACCUCCGCAGGAACACCUCCCGCUCCCCCCUGGGCUCGCCGCCCGGAUCCAAGCUGGAACUGAAGGCCUCGGUUGGUUCCAACUCCAACCUGGUCUCGCCGUCCUCCAGCAUGUUCCCGCCGGGAGAGGAAGAAGAGGAGGAGGGGAAGCCAAAAGAUGUUCUGGAGCGCAGAAGGUCAUGUCUGAAGGCCGGGGAGGAGAAAGAGGAGCUUGGGGAGAGGAGGAGGAGCAGCAUGAAGCAGGUGCAGUGGGACGAGGACGGGAUGACGUGGGACGUCCACGGCAUGUCCGUGGAGCCGGAGGUGCUGAGCACAGCCAUACGAAAGCACCUGGAGCUCCACAACAGUCCCCAAGCCGGCAAACGACCCUCCAAGAAGAAGACCAAAGCACCUAAACCUCACGCUCCUCCCGCUUCUCCUCCUGCGGCGCUCCCCGACGCGACCCCUCCGACACGGGACGGGGGAGGCAAAACGGAGGAGGCGCCUCCCGAAGCAAGCAGAGCGGAGGGAGGAGAAGCUGGAAAUGACGGCGUUUCAAAAUCCCCCUCGCUCUCGCGCGGGACCAUCCGGAAGAGGAGCGUGAUGAGGUCACUGAGACCAGGGUGGUGUGGAGGCUUGAAAAAGGAAGAUGACUAAGAUUAAAAAAAAAAAAAAAAAAAAAAAGAUGAGAUAUAUUGAUCCUGCGGCGGGGAAAUUCACUGGUUACAAAGCAAAGGACAGUGCAAGAGAUUUAAAAUGUAUAGAAUAUAAUGGAAAAAGAAACUUUAUAAAAAUAAACAGAUGAGAGAAAAGUUUGUACUGAUAAGAGUUAUUUUGAGCAUUACUUUAAAACAGCAAUAUUGUUUUCAUACACAUACUG